UUAAUCCCAGCACUUGGAAGGCAGAGCCAGGCGGAUCUCUUGUGAGUUCGAGGCCAGCCUGGUCUACAGAGCGAGAUCCAGGACAGGCUCCAAAACUACACAGAGAAACCCUGUCUCGAAAAACAAGAACAAAACAACAACAACGAAAAGGUUUUAUUUGUAUGGAUGUUUUGCCGUUUUGCAUUGUGUCUGGGCAUCACCUACAGGCAGAGGCCGGGAGAAGGCGGCUGGUCCUCUGGAACUGGAGUUAGCAGUUUUGAGCUCCCUUGUGAGUGCUGGGACCCGCGGCCUCUAAUAACAGUGCCCUCCCCACUAAGUCACCUCUCCAGCCCCAGACCCUAUGUGCUUUCAAGGUACACACACUACCACUACCGUGUAAAGACCUCUGACCCGGGACUUUCUUAGGGAGCCUGAGAAAUGAAAACGGAGAAGGAAAUUCGAUGGAGGAGGGCGGUCCUCGUCCUCUAGCAUUCUGGGACGCCGUCCGUGCCCCUGCAUCCUCACUUCCGUUACCACCCAGCCAGAACCAGUUUCUCCACGCGGAAUUCUGGGAACUCACUCGCUUCGGGUUGGCUCGUUAGCUGUCUGUCCCCCUGGGUUUGAGUUAUUUUAGCCAGGAACCCCUAGAACGUCCCCUAGGUGCGCUUGAGAUCGUCAGUUCCUGCAUUUGGGGAGAUAAGGAAGGAGCGAGGCUUGAAAGCCCUGACUUCCCCAAAAGCACCCCGCGGAGCCCCACCCACGCUCUGUACCUCCCGGAAGGAGCGAGAAAAAGAUGAGCACACACAAGGAGACGGUGACAUUCAAAGAUGUGGCUGUGGCCUUCAGUGAGGAGGAGCUGAGGCUCCUGGACCCCGCCCAGAGGAAACUGUACCAAGAGGUGAUGGUGGAGAAUUUUCAGAACCUGCUCUCAGUGGGAAUUAACAAUCAGAGUGAGUUAAGGGCUGUCCAAGAUGGAGGGUCACAUGAAGCCCUUUCCUGCUGGCAAAUCUGGCAGCGGGUCAUAGACAACUUAACCAGGUGUCAAGACUCCAUGGUAAAUACUACUCAGUUACAGGGUGAUUCUCCCUGCCAGGUCGUUUCUGAAGAUGAGAACCAUGUACAGAGUCAUAAAUUAAAGGUGCCCAUUGGUACCGGAAGACUCCCACUUCCAAUGUUGAGAACCCAGGGUUCUUGGCAGAAAAUUUUCCUGAGUGAGCCACAGAGUCCUAAGAAUGGAUAUCAACAGAUUUCCACCAGAAGUGAUCGGGGUCGGAGUAAACAGGAUGUUGACUCUGCAAGUAGAAUUUCACAUUCCCACAAUGAUCACAGAGUACACAAAAGUAAAGAUUCUUACAGCCCCAGUGGUUAUGGGAGAGAGCACGAAAAGAUGGCGCCAUUUGACCAGAAUAGAGCGAUUCACACUGCACAGAAAAAUGACCGGUCUAAAGAGGCUGUGCCUGAUGUCUCCAGCUGUGGCCCUCACCAGCCGUCACACCCAGGAGAGAGGUCUUGCACAUGGGUUGAAUGUGAGAAAGGCAUCCAUGAUAGCACAGAUGGUUGUGUUUGUCAAGGAGAUCGCAUGGGAGAAAGACAUCAGGGGGCCAGUCACAAUCCACAUCCACCCAGCCACCAGAAGGUCCACACAACAGCGAAACCAUACGAAUGUGAGCGAUGCGGAAAAUUUUUCCGUUGUAGAUCAGCACUUAAUGUUCAUUUCAAAGUCCACACCAGGGAGAGACCGUAUGCUUGUGAGGCGUGUGGGAGCGCCUUCAGUCAGGCCUCUCAUCUUCAGGACCAUCAGAGACUCCACACUGGGGAGAAACCAUUCAAAUGUGACGAAUGCGGCAAGAGUUUCAGUCGGAAUUCACAUCUUCGGUCCCAUCAGAGAGUACAUACAGGAGAGAAACCAUACAAAUGUGAGGAGUGUGGGAAGAGCUUCAUUUGUAGCUCCAAUCUUUACAUUCAUCAGAGAGUCCACACGGGAGAAAAACCCUAUAAGUGUGUUGACUGUGGGAAAGAAUUUAGUCGACCUUCAAGUCUUCAGGCCCAUCAGGGCAUACACACCGGAGAGAAAUCAUACGUAUGUACUGUGUGUGGUAAAGGCUAUACCCUGAAUUCCAAUCUUCAAGUCCAUCUUCGAGUCCACACUGGAGAGAAGCCGUACAAAUGUGAUGUGUGUGGGAAAGUCUUCAGCCGCUCUUCACAACUACAGUCUCAUCAGAGAGUUCACACAGGGGAGAAACCUUACAAGUGUGAGGUUUGUGGUAAGAACUUUGGUUGGCGGUCAAAUCUUCUAAUUCAUCACAGAAUCCACAGCAGUGAUAGGUCUUCCAAGAGCACCAGAGAUGGCAAAAACAUCAGGGAAUCCGUUCAGGAAAAACGGUCUAUAAAAUAAUGUUUUAAAGGA
This is a messenger RNA of Peromyscus californicus insignis, 2386 nucleotides long. Its product is annotated as zinc finger protein 226-like. The transcript is spliced from 5 exons. Gene Ontology annotation, biological process: regulation of transcription by RNA polymerase II. The record is from RefSeq and is a predicted model, not a curated record. NCBI's taxonomy places the organism in Eukaryota, Metazoa, Chordata, Mammalia, Rodentia, Cricetidae. Gene Ontology annotation, molecular function: DNA-binding transcription factor activity; RNA polymerase II cis-regulatory region sequence-specific DNA binding. The coding region runs from base 773 to 2374 and encodes 533 amino acids.